Messenger RNA from Brassica rapa (field mustard), 1225 nucleotides. RefSeq lists its product as uncharacterized. The record is from RefSeq and is a predicted model, not a curated record. Lineage: Eukaryota; Viridiplantae; Streptophyta; Magnoliopsida; Brassicales; Brassicaceae.
AGAGAGAGUGUGUAUGUAGUGAAUAGCUAAGGAGGUUAGAGAGAAAGAGGAGAGAGAGAGAUGGAUCAAGAUCACGAGUUAUGGAGGACGCUAAGAUGCGCCAGUAAAGCACAAGAUAAGACUUCUGUUGAUUCUCUCAUGCUUAAGUACCGUCCGAUCGCUCCAAAGCCGACGACCACUGGUCAACCAUUUGUCGGAAGCACGAGCACGACAAGAACGAAGAGAAAGUACGUUAGGGUUUCUAAAAACAAUAAAGCCACGUGUCGAUCAAAGAACGACGUUAGAUCUAGCUCAACAGAUCCAGAGAAUGGUCGGGAAGAUCUCGUGACGCUACAGCUCAUGCCGGAGAGAUCUACACCGUUGAGUUUGGAUCUUAAUAAUUUUGAUCCAACGGUAAAAACAAUAAUCGGAGAUGGAACCUGUAAAACCGGAACGUGGCUAAAGUUCAACGGCGGAGAAGACGCAGUGCAUCAGGGUCCGGUGGAGACGUGGGUGACGGUGGAGUCCGUAAACGGUGGCUCCGCUUCCCAUGCGGUAGGGUGUACGGACGAGGAGAUUGCGGAGGCUAUAGAUAAAGACACGCGUCCUGCUUUCAUAUCGGACGGUUCGAACCGUGUGGUUAUGGUGAACGAAUCUUACCGGAAGACUGUAACCGGAGACUAUGGGUUUGGAGGAGAGCCGUCGUCGUUGUUGCCGGAAGUUAUUGUAUGGUUGGUGGUUGACCAAACGGCGACGUUUUACGAGUACAGAACUUUCACGUGUAAGGUGAGGCUUGAAUACACGUGGCGAGAGACGAAGUAUGUUAAAACGGUGCCGUGUGAUGUGUGGAAGAUGGAGUUUGGUGGAUUUGCAUGGAGGCUGGACACCACUGCAGCUUUAACUCUUUGGCUGUGAGUUAGAGAUGCGCGAAGAGAAUCAGGACGAGUUAGUUUCGUGGUAAACGGUUUGCGGCUGUAAGUACGGUCCGGGUUCGACUUGCACUUGCCACCAGAGAAUUUACAUGCGGACUUGCUCUGGCGCCUGAGACCGAAGACCGUUGUCUGGCCAUGAUCCACCCUUGGGUGUGCGACCGCGCCGCUAAAAAGUUCAAUCUCUAGUCUGAACCACCACGGUGGGCCAGGACACUCGGUUAUAAAAAAAAAAAAUGUCUCACAGAGGUAUCCAUUUAUGCGUAAUAUAUGGUUGAACUGUAUUGGAACACUAUCUUAUUGCACGUAGUAACAUA